UGAGGCUAUAUUUAAGACAUCUCUAGUGUGCCCGGAACAAAUUCUUCUGCUCCCAACUGUUGUACUGAACUGCGGACAAGAAGAGAAGACGCGGAGACCUCCCUCCCUCUCUUUCCUAAACCUCAUCGAUUCUGAGGCUUCCGUCUCAGAGAGAAUUGCCUGAGGGGAACGUCCAGGGUUCCAGUCCCAGCUCGACAACCAACUCAAGGUGAGAAGGGGACAUGGAGAUCCACAGGCUAGAACACAGGAGCCAGGAAGAACAACGAGAGGAGAGGCAGCGGAGUCUGCAUAUGUCCUCUGCCACCAAGAGGAGAACCUUCCGGACCAGUGAGGAAGAGGAACAGUUUAGCUCCCUGGAUUAUUCCCUGGCAGCUGCCCUGGCCCUAACUGCUACAGAGACAUCCUGGGAAGCCAAAUUGAGGAGUGAAGCCUCUGCCCUGGAAGUGGAAAAACGUGGUGAGAAGCGGGUGGGCUUCGGUAACGACUGGGAGAAAAUCGAGAUCGAUAUCCUGAAUGUCUGCCACUUGCUGAGAGAGAGAGUGGACCGGAAAGCCCUAUGGCGGCGGACAGAGGAGAAGAUCCGGGAGGCCAAAGAGUUCCGGGAGUUAUGUUCCAGUCGAGGUCCCUACUUCUGGAUCCCUCUCCGCUCCCACACAGUCUGGGAAAAUGAAUCUGUCCUGUUGACCUGCACCGUGUAUGCCUCCCCUCCACCUCAGGUCACCUGGUACAAAAAUGAUAUGAGGAUUGAUCCUCACCUCUUUCCUGCUGGGAAGUACAGAAUGAAGAAUCAGUUUGGACUGUACACCUUGGAGAUCAGGAGGUGCACUGUGGAGGAUUCAGCCACCUACACAGUCAUGGUGAAGAAUGCCUAUGGCCAAGCCUCCUCCUUUGCCAAAGUUCUUGUGCGGAAAUACCUGGGGAAAGAGGCCGGCUUCGAUUCGGAGAUAUUCAAAAGACUGCUGCUUGGCCCAGAUGUUGAGUUUGAAUCGGUGCUACAGCCUGUUUUUGCCAGGGAGAAGGAGCCCUUCAACUUGGCUUGUACUUUUAAGCAGGAUGUGCCUGAUGGCCAGAGAAGCAUCCAGUGGUUCAGAGAUGGGAUGCUGCUACAGGAAUCCAAGAGGCGACAGCUCCAGUACUUGGACCGGCAGGCCUCUGUGAAAGUGUUCUGUGCUUAUAAAGAGGAUGAGGGACUGUACACAAUCCAAGUGCCCUCUCCCUUUGGCUCCAAGGAGCAGAGUGCCUAUGUAUUUGUGAGAGAUGCCCCUGCAGAAAAAGCUGGGGCUCCAGGCUCCCCACUGAAUGUGCAAUGCCAUGAUGUGAAUAGAGACUGUCUGAUUCUGACCUGGGCCCCACCCAGUGACACCCGGGGCAGCCCAAUCAUUGGCUAUACCAUUGAAAGGUGCCAGGGAGAUUCUGGAGUAUGGGAGACCUGCCAUGAGGCCCCUGGAGGAACCUGCCGGUGUCCUAUUCGAGGACUUGUGGAGGGCCAGAGCUACCGCUUCCGGGUGAGAGCGGUCAACAGAGCAGGCACCAGCCUCCCUUCCAAGGCCACAGAGUUGGUCACCAUGCAAGACCCCAGGGAAGCUGAGAGGAAGACAGUGAUCCCUUUUGAUCUCGGAAGGAACAUCGCAGUCAGCAAAGCUGAUAGUGAAGAUUCUGUGAUCAUCCCUUCACCUCCAACCAAUGUCCGAGCCAGUGAGACACGGCAGGCUUAUGUCCUCCUGUCCUGGGAUGAGCCAUCCCCCCGAGGCAAAGAAGACCUGACCUACCUCCUGGAGAAGUCGGUUGUAGGCAGCGAUGCUUGGGAAGCAGUAAGCUCGGAGACCCCAGUGAAGUCCCCGAGAUUUGCACUCCUGGACCUGGAGAAGGGGAAAGCAUAUCGUUUCCGAGUACGAGCAGCAAACCAAUAUGGCCUGAGUGAUCCUUCGAAGCCCAGUGAACCGAUCACCCUUGGGGAUCCACCAGCGACUCUUCCUCCUCCGGCUCAAGUCCAAGUUUUCAGAGACACAAAAACCUCUGUCUCCCUAAGUUGGGACCAUGUGACGGGUGACUCUGAGCUCCUGGGCUACUAUAUAUACUCUAGAGAAGUGGGCACUUCUGACUGGCAAACUGUUAACAACAAACCCAUCAAGAGUAACAAAUUUGCAGUCCCUGGACUAAAAACAGGGAAGGAAUACAUGUUCUGUGUCCGGUCGGUCAGUGAAGCUGGAGUGGGAGAAAGUUCAGCAGAAUCUGCCCCUGUCACAGUCAAACAGGCCAUCGCCACCCCUUCUGCCCCCUAUGGUUUUGCCCUCCUGGCCUGUGGGAAGAAUGACAUGGUUAUUGGAUGGAAGCCCCCAAAACGCCGAGGAGGAGGCAAGAUCCUGGGCUACUUCCUAGACCAGCAUGAUGAAUCAGAGCCCAAAUGGCAGUCGGUCAACCAGCAACCAGUGCCUACCCGAGUCUACAAGAUCACUGACCUCCAGGAGGGACAUUUUUAUGAGUUCCGAGCAAGGGCAGUCAACUGGGCAGGUGUGGGUGAGCUCUCAGAGCCCAGUGACCUGUUUGAGUGUAAGGAAUGGACCAUGGCCCAGCCAGGACCCCCAUAUGAUGUGAGGGCUUCUGAGGUGAGGGCCAGUUCCCUGAUGCUGUACUGGGAAGCCCCCCUGUACCAGGGAGCAGGGCUCAUCACCGGCUAUCGGGUCAGUGUCCAAGAAGAAGGCUCAGAGACAUGGAAGCCACUUGUCUCCGAUCUCGUCUCAGCCACCCACCUGAGAGUUUCAGAUUUGGAACCAGGAAAAUGUUACAGGUUUCAGGUACAGGCUGUGAAUUCAGCUGGGAUAGGGCAGCCAUCUUUGCCCUCUGACUCUGUACUCAUGGAAGAUAAACCAGAUGCCAGGGAAAUCAAAGUUGGUGUGGAUGAAGAAGGUUCUGUCUUCAUGGCUUUUGAGGCCCCUGAGGCUCCAGACUCCUCUGAGUUUGAGUGGGCAAAGGAUUAUGCUGGUCCUCCAGACCCCCAGAGAAUCACAGUGAAAGAUGACGUCUGCAGAUCUAAGCUUAUCCUGAAAGAACCAAGCAAAGAGGACCUGGGAAUCUAUUCAGUGACGGUCACAGAUGCAGAUGAAGACAUUUCAGCAAGCCAUACUCUGACUGAAGAAGAACUGGACAAACUGAAGAAACUGAGCCAUGAGAUCAAAAACCCAGUAAUUAAGCUGAUAUCUGGCUGGAACAUUGAUAUUCUUGACCAUGGUGAGGUUCGUCUGUGGCUGGAGGUUGAAAAAUUAUCUCCUGCAGCUGAGCUGCAUUUAAUCUUCAAUGACAAAGAGCUCAUCAGUUCUCCAACACACAAAAUCAAUUUUGACAGAGAAAAGGGACUUGUGGAACUGAUUAUUCAAAACUUCUCUGAUGAAGACAUGGGAACAUACACAGCUCAGCUCCAGGAUGGAAAAGCUAAGAACCAGAUCACCCUGGCCCUAGUUGAUGAUAGUUUUGACAAACUUCUGAGGGCCUCAGCUGCUAAAAGGAGAGAUUGGAAGAGAAAACAGGGUCCCCAUUUCGUGGAGCCUUUACAGUGGAAGGUCACUGAAGAAUGUGAAGUGCAUCUGACUUGCAAGGUAACAAACACCAAGAAGGAGUCCCGAUUUCAAUGGUUCUUCCAGAAGAAGGAGAAUCCAAAGGGCCAAUAUGAUGCCCAGACAGGAGAUGGCCUUCUAGUGAUUUCAGAGAUGUCCAAAAAAGACGAGGGCACAUACAAGGCUGUGAUUUCGGACGACAGAGGGGAAGACGACACCGUGCUGGAUCUCACAGGUGAAGCGUAUGAUGCCAUUCUCAAUGAACUCUGCAGGAUCAGCGCCCUUUUGGCCACCCCACUGAAAAUCCAGGGCACUGAAGAAGGCAUUCGGAUCUUCAGCAAGGUGAAGUUCUUUGAUGUGGACUACAUGAAGACCUCCUGGUACCACAAAGAAAAGCGACUGGAAAGCGGAGAUCGGCUAAAGUCAGGCAGUACUUUGGAUGAAAUCUGGCUCCAUAUUCUAGACCCCAAAGACUCUGACAAGGGCAAAUACACCCUAGAAAUCUCAACUGGAAAAGACAUUCGUAAACUGACAGCUGACUUGUCAGGUCAAGCUUUUGAUGAUGCACUGGCUGAACAUCAGAGACUGAAGCAGGCUGCAAUCAUAGAGAAGAAUCGUGCCAAAGUUGUCAAAGGCCUGCCAGAUGUCGCCACUAUUAUGGAGGAUAAGACCCUGUGUUUGACGUGCAUCAUCUCAGGAGAUCCCUCCCCAGAAAUCACCUGGCUGAAAAAUGACCAGCCCGUGGCCUUCCAUGACCGCUAUCGGAUGGAAGUAAAGGGGACUGUGGUCACCAUCACCAUUGAGAGAGUCUGCAGUGAAGACAGUGGACGCUACGGCAUCUUCGUCAAGAACAAAUACGGCUCUGAAACGGGGCUGGUCACUGUCAGUGUAUUCAAGCAUGGCGAAGAGCCCAAAGAGCUGAGGAAGCACAAAUAGCCAGUUUUCAGAAUGUCCAGCUGCUGGCUCAGACACCAGUGGAGACUAUGUGGUGUAGUGGAAAGAAGACUGGACUUAGAGCCAUGGCUGGAGGCCUCCUUGUUCUGUAACUCCCCCUCUCUGAAUCUCAAUUUUCUCAUCUGCUAAAUGGGGAUAAUAAAAAUCGCAUUGCCCCCCUUACUGGGUAACAAUAAGAAAUAUGUUUGUAAAUGAGAGUACUAAAAUAGUUCAGAAAAAAAUCUAUCAUUAUAAGAUUCAUCACAUAGGGUUUUUCCAUAUGAAUCAUGGAAAUUGAGGGGGGAUCAUAGAAUUUAGAUGUCAAUCCUGGUUCUGCCACUUAUUGCCAAUGUGACCUGGAUUUCCUUUUCUUUAGUGUAAAAAGCUUUAUUAAGUUCCUACCACGUUCCAGGCACUAUUCUGGGGCUGAUUUGAAGACAAAAACCAAAAUGGUCCCUCAAGGAGCCCAUGUACUAGAUGGAUACAGCAUGCUCCAAGACAAGUAAGUGCCAUCUAUUCAAGGAGAGAGAGCUCACUAAUGACUGAGAGGAUGCGGGAAAGUGUCUUUUAUAGAGGGCAGAAGCUGAGAUGUGGCCUGAAGAAAGGUCAAGAUGCUAUAGGGCAGAAGUGAAGAGAGAAUGGAUUCAAGGCAUGGAAAUGGGAGAAGGCAUGUCAAGUUCUGGAAACAGCUGGUAGGCAUCCUCUGUAAAAGGAGGAAGGUCAGAAUGGAGGAUCUUUCAAGUCUCUUUAAGAUCCAAAUCCUCAGAUUCUAGGGAUAAUCCUGGAUCUUGAGACCCAGGGAUUGCCUUAUAGCCACAAAUCAAGAAAGGAGAAUUCUUAGCCUCCCUCCCUUAAAUAUGGAUAGCUCAUAUUUUAUGAACUUUUAACAUUUCAAAGCUUUCCUUACAAUAAUUCUGUCAAUGUGAAUGUUUCUGUCCCCAUUUUUUAUAUAAAACUCUAAUUUCAUUGAUGAGGCUCUCCAUCCAAGUGGUUUCCCUCCACCAAUGCCAAUAUGAAACUAUGUGACAAUUUAUAGUCUUAGAGAGUUGUCCAAGAUACUGAGAGGUGAGGUGAUUUGACCAGUCACCCAGUCAUUAGAAAUUGGGGGGGGGGGGUCUUGAACCCACGUCUUCCUUACUCCUGGAUUUCCCCCUCUAUCUCCUAUGCCAUGACUGCCUCUUGAGUAUCCCUAUUUCACAAAUGAGGAAAUUCAGAUUAAGAGAUAUUUGCCAAAGAUCCCAUAAUAAUGAAUGUUGGAGUCAGUACAUAAACCCAGAGCCUCCUCAUUAACUCUUUUGCACAAUACAUUAAGGCUGCCUUUAAAUGCCAUCUUCUCUUUCCUUUCCUGGCUGCCCCUGCUCUUCAUCCAAACCUGAUUCACCUGGAUAAAAAGAAUAGGAACUAUACUUGCUAUAGGAAACUCCCAAAUGAGGAAGCUCUCUCUAUCAAUGCUGAUCUGCACCAUACUCUGGGAGAGUUGCCUAGAACAUUGAAAAGUUAGGUGAUUUGCCUCAGGGCCACAAAACCAAAUGUAUAUCAGAGACCAGACUUGAAUCUAGGUUUUUCUGGCUCUGUGGGCAGUCCACUAUCCACUACACCACAAUGAGAAACAGAAGAAAAAAGAAGAAGAAGAAGAAGAAGAAGAAGAAGAAGAAGAAGAAGAAGAAGAAGAAGAAGAAGAAGAAGAAGAAGAAGAAGAAGAAGAAGAAGAAGAAGAAGAAGAAGAAGAAGAA
Messenger RNA from Monodelphis domestica (gray short-tailed opossum), 6217 nucleotides. It is a transcript of the gene MYOM3, whose product is annotated as myomesin 3. The record is from RefSeq and is a predicted model, not a curated record. Gene Ontology annotation, molecular function: protein binding. NCBI's taxonomy places the organism in Eukaryota, Metazoa, Chordata, Mammalia, Didelphimorphia, Didelphidae.